Lycium ferocissimum is the source of this 1189-nucleotide messenger RNA. RefSeq lists its product as uncharacterized. Lineage: Eukaryota; Viridiplantae; Streptophyta; Magnoliopsida; Solanales; Solanaceae. The transcript has a single exon. Bases 421 to 780 code for a protein of 119 amino acids. The record is from RefSeq and is a predicted model, not a curated record.
UCUUAGUUCAAAAACUAUAUAAUUUCUUUUGAGUUUUACUUUUAUUUAGUAAUAAAAUGUAAAUUUUCUCUAUAUAAUCGGAUCACUCAAAAGAUAAUUAUAGAUAAUUGUGUCUAUAAUAAUUGAAAUGAAUUAGUAUUUUAAGAAAAUAAGACAAGAUAUCAGCUACAAUGUGUUAAAAUUCACUGAUGAUAUAAAGUUCUUUAUACACAGUGUAUAUCUCACUAAAUCCUGUUCUUUUCCAACUCAAACCUCUUGCUAUCUCAACUUUCACCCUCAAACUUCAAAAACCCUCUUUAACACUCUAAGCUCUCCAAGAGUACUCCUUUUUCAUCAAACUCAAUAUAUUUCCCACACACUCUUCCACACCAUUUUUUUCACACUUGCAAGAACUUGAAGAAAACCACAAAAAAAAAAAAAAUGGAGAAUGAGAAACAGUUACCACCACUAGUGGUAGAACAAAGUCAUUCUUCAUCAUCAUCAUCUUCAAGUAGUACACAUGGAUCCAUAGAGACAUUGCUAGUAGUAUUAGCAGUAAUAACAAUACUUGGUGUUAUUGCUGGUAUUAUUGCUAGGCUAUGUGGUGGUAGACAUUUUAGUGGUAAUGGUGAAGAUGAUAUUGAAGGUUGGGUUGAAAGAAAAUGUAGAAGUUGUAUUGAUGGUGGUGUACCUAAUACUACUUCAACACAAGAAGAAGAAGCUAAAACGCCAACACCAGCACCAGCACAAGCACCAGCACCUGCACCGGCACCAACAACGGUAGAAGAAGCAAAAAAAUAAGAUAAAAAUAGAACUAGUGAGGCUUCUCUUUUUUCUUUUUUCAUUUUUUAUUUUGUUUAUAACGGCAGUGUCUAGGUCAGGUUACGAACAUUUAGGCUAUUCCGACAAAUACCUACUAUAAUAAAAAAAUCACUUAGUGAGGGGUCUUUUUAUUUUUCUUUCUACAUUUUCUAUUUUUCCUUUUCAUUUAUUUAGAAUGAUGACGAUAUGAAAUGAGCCUAUAAUAUGAGUCUGUAGAGAUUCAUAUGAUCGAUCCAACUUGUUUUAGUGUUUGGAAUUAAGACCGUUAUUAUUGUUGUUGGGAUGGUGGCUGCAGUGGAAGAUAAGUCUGACCAGAUAGUAAUUGUUGACUAUUAAUUUUUUUCUUCCCUCAAUGUGAAGUGAAAAAAACAGUUCUCUAUCUUUUCUU